Molecule: messenger RNA, 4609 nt
Organism: Chelonoidis abingdonii (Abingdon island giant tortoise)
Lineage: Eukaryota; Metazoa; Chordata; Testudines; Testudinidae
Source: RefSeq, a predicted model, not a curated record
CUAGUCUAACCCGAGCUCAGGGCUGCUUCUCUUCUACUUAGAUCAUCUCUCCCUGGAGCUGGACUUCUUCAUAUUCCCUCAGUCCCUUCUAGCUGUAUUUACUUGUCUUUUUUUUUCUCUGUGUUUAUGUCAUUUUUCUCCAUUUCUGUGUCGGUUGCUGGGAUGUAGGAUAUAGAGAGUGGGGUUUUUCCUCCCCUCCAGCACCCUGCUGAGUUUUGGUGUGGUGUGUUGUUGUUUUUUUUUCUUUUCCUUUCCUUCUUCCGAUCUGGGGAACAAGUGCCAGUCUCCACUUUGGCUGACAACUCUGCAAAGUACUUUUCAGUUGAAUGUGGCUCCGGAAUUGGGCGACAGUUGGCAGCUUUUCUGGUGCUUUUUUGCUACAGGAAAGGGAUGGAUCUAUAGACCAUUUCUCACCACGGCAAAGAGGUGAGCGUGUCUGAGAAGAAGGGAGAUAUGCCCCUCACGGGAAGAUAUCGAGUUCCUUACAUCUUGAUUCUUCUUGCACUCCUCUGGGGUGGAGAGAGAAUUCGGGCACAAAGAGCAGGUUGCAAGAAUGUCCACUAUGAUCUUGUCUUCAUCUUGGAUACCUCUUCCAGCGUGGGUAAAGAAGAUUUUGAGAAGGUCCGCCAGUGGGUGUCUAAUCUGGUGGAGACCUUUGAGAUCGGACCGGACAAGACCCGUGUAGGAGUGGUACGUUACAGUGACAGGCCAACCACAGAGUUUGACUUGAGAAGGUACCAAACUCGUGAGGAAAUCAAAGAAGCUGCAAGGAACAUUAAGUAUUAUGGGGGUAACACAAAUACCGGGGAUGCCCUCCGGUAUAUCAACAUCUAUAGCUUUUCCAAAGAGGCUGGCGGGAGGCCUAGUGACCCACCCAUUAAGAAAGUGGCUAUCCUUUUGACUGAUGGAAGGAGCCAGGAUUAUGUCAUGGAUGCAGCCACUGCGGCACGUAAGGCUGGAAUAAGAAUCUUUGCUGUGGGAGUUGGUGAGGCCUUAAAGGAGGAAUUGGAUGAAAUUGCUUCCGACCCUAAAUCUGCCCAUGUCUUCCACGUCUCUGAUUACAAUGCCAUUGAUAAAAUACGGGGGAAACUGAGACGACGGCUCUGUGAAAAUGUGCUGUGUCCAAAUGUCCAUGUGGAAGGAGAUCGAUUUAAACACACCAAUGGGGAGACUGAUGAAAUCCCAGGGUUUGACCUGGUGGAUUUGUUCAGCGUGAAGGAAAUUUUUGGAAGGAAAGAAAAUGGAAUUCAGAGUUCUUAUGUACGGCUUGGAAGCUUCCCCGUUGUGCAGAAAACUGAGAGUGUAUUCCCACAGGGCCUGCCUGAUGAAUAUGCCUUUGUAGCCACCUUCAAAUUUCGGAAGGCUUCCAGGAGAGAAGACUGGUAUAUUUGGCAGAUUAUCGACAAGUACGGCAUACCGCAGGUCUCUAUCCGCCUGGAUGGAGAGAACAAAGCUGUGGAGUACAGUUCCAUUGGCGGACCCAGAGGAGAAAAGGGCAAUGUUGGUGAAGUGGGGCUUCCCGGAUUACCAGGCUCUGCAGUACAAAUGGAAGGUCUGAAAGGAGAGCAAGGGGCCCCAGGCCCACGAGGACCACAAGGCCCACCUGGAGUUCCAGGAGCACCGGGUCCAGCUGGUUCAGAAGGCAAGGCCGGAGUUCCUGGUUUACAAGGUCAAAGGGGCAAGAAGGGUGAAGUUGGUCUCCCGGGACUCGAUGGCUUGCCUGGACCUCAGGGUCCAAUCGGUCCUCCUGGUGUUGCUGGCCCUCCUGGUGCUCCAGGAUUGCCUGGAGAAAUUGGUGUUUCUGGUAAAACUGGACUGCCAGGACCAGCUGGAUUGCCUGGCAAGGAUGGAUUAAAUGGUCUUCCUGGAUUUCCGGGCCAAAAGGGAGAGACAAGGAGAAAGGGACAGGAAGGUUUUCCUGGGAAAAGCUGGCCCAAGGGUGAGAGAGGAGAUCAGGGCCCAGCUGGUCUAGCUGGUGAGAAGGGUGAAGCAGGCCUCCCUGGUCCCCAGGGGUUACCUGGGAAGAAGGGAGAAAAGGGAGAUCAGGGUGAAAAAGGAAGAGCUGGACUCACCGGACUCAAAGGGGAAAGCGGUGAGAAGGGUGACGUGGGUCCUGCUGGUCCCCCCGGUUUACCCGGAACAACAGCCGUGUUUACCCCACACCCUCAGAUUCCUGGAGAAAUUGGGCCAAAGGGAGAGAAAGGAGAUCGAGGAAACAGCGGGGAACCCGGGCAGCCUGGUGUCCCAGGUGAAAUGGGGCUGCCAGGACCUCCAGGACCACAGGGUGCAAAAGGACAGGAAGGAGCCAGAGGAGAGCCAGGAGUCCGUGGAGAGACAGGUGCUCCUGGAUCUCUUGGGCCCCCAGGUCCAAAAGGCUUGCCAGGAAACGUGGGUGUACCUGGAGACGCUGGCCAACCCGGAAAGGAUGGACAAAAGGGUGAAAAGGGUGACCCAGGACAGGGAGGAAAACCAGGACUACCUGGGCUCGCAGGUGAGCCUGGCCCUGCUGGAAUACCUGGCUUACCAGGGAAGGGUAAAGAUGGAGAACGGGGUGAAAGAGGCCCCCCAGGCUUACCAGGACCCCUCGGACCCAAGGGAGAUAGGGGAGUUCCUGGUCUUCCUGGCCAGCCAGGAGACAGAGGCGCACCAGGAGUUGGAAUAGCUGGACCUCCUGGCCCUGUGGGACCAGCAGGAGACAAAGGGCCAUCGGGCCCUCGAGGUUUACCAGGUGUUCCAGGCCCACAGGGGCCAACUGGGCAGGAUGGUUUACCUGGAAAUCCCGGGGAAAGAGGACCUCCUGGAAAGCCAGGUGCCUCCUCCCUCCUUUCUCCUGAGGAUAUAAAUCUCCUAGUCAAGGAUGUGUGUAAUGACUGCCCACCUGGCCCCCCGGGGCUCCCUGGAGUGCCAGGCUUCAAGGGUGAUAGAGGGGCCCAAGGACCUCCGGGCAGAGAUGGCCUGAAUGGGAAAAUGGGUGAUCCUGGACCCCGAGGUCUUCCAGGCCCUCCAGGAGUGGAUGGUCCAAAGGGCACUAAAGGAGACCGUGGGACAUCUGGGGAUGCUGGACCAAAAGGUGGACAGGGUCACCCUGGAAUGCCUGGCUUCUCGGGACCUCCUGGAAACCCAGGCCCACCUGGAACAGAUGGCAAACCAGGACCUGCAGGACCCCCAGGAAUGCCUGGGGAUAUAGGUAAAGAUGGCCCGCCAGGUCCCCUGGGCCCACCAGGACUGCCUGGCCUUCAGGGCGUUGACGGCAAGAAUGGCAAGCCUGGAUCUCCCGGGGAACCGGGCAAACCAGGAGAACCUGGGCUCCCAGGCCAAGAGGGGGCCAGAGGGUUACCGGGCUUCAAGGGGCACAGCGGAGAUGCAGGUCCCCCAGGCCCUAGGGGAGAGCCAGGCGUGACCGGUCCUGCUGGUCGUGAGGGCCUACCGGGGAAGGAUGGUGAUACAGGCCCCACAGGACCUCAAGGUCCUCGAGGACUCAGAGGCCAGCCAGGCAAGAAUGGCUCACCCGGCCCCCCAGGGAAAGCUGGCCUUGCAGGUAACCCAGGUCCACAAGGAAACAAAGGAGAAAAUGGCAGCCCUGGACUUCCUGGCUUCAUUGGGCCCCGAGGCCCUCCAGGUGACUCGGGAGAGAAGGGGUCCCCAGGAAAAGAGGGUGCAGCCGGGAAACCAGGCAACCAUGGACCCAAAGGAGACGCGGGAGAUCCUGGCAUCAAAGGUGACACAGGCCCGCAGGGAGAAAAAGGCCUGCCUGGGGAUCCUGGCAUACCUGGCCAUAAAGGCCACACUGGAUUGAUGGGUCCCCAAGGACCACCAGGAGACAGUGGGCCAGCUGGACCUCCAGGCCCCCCAGGACAGCCAGGCUUCCCUGGGCCCAGGGGGGACUCUCCAUCACUGGAGACUCUGAGACGGCUCAUCCAAGAAGAGUUAGGAAAGCAGCUAGAUGCAAAACUAGCCUAUCUCAUGGCCCAGAUGCAGCCAGUGCACGUUAAAGCACCCCAAGGCAGGCCAGGGCCUCCGGGGUCUCCCGGUAAGGAAGGACUCCCAGGAAGACCUGGCCCUCCAGGAGAGCCCGGCCGACCUGGACAGACAGGGUCUGAAGGGCCAUCAGGACCAGUGGGUCCAAAAGGUGAAAGAGGUGUGAAGGGUGAGAGAGGAGAUCCUGGUGUUGGUCAGAGGGGUGAAAUUGGUCCUCCAGGAAUUCCAGGCCUCCCAGGGGAACCUGGCUAUGGCAAAGAUGGGAUGCCAGGAGCACCAGGCCCACAAGGGGAAGCUGGGGUGCCAGGCCUCAUGGGCCCACAAGGACCUCCAGGAGCCAGUGGACAGUGCGAUCCCUCUCAGUGUGCUUACUAUGCAAGUCUGGCUGCCCGGCCCGGCAAUGUCAAAGGGCCUUAGCCAGCCCUGGGGACUCUCCCCAGACUGGUUUCCGAAACUUGAAUUCAACAAGCCUACCAGGAGCUCUUGGAUUGUUCCCUAGCUGCAUUUCUUUAUCGGAGGUCUUUGAGAUGAUCAAAGCCAACAAAUGCUGCCGGUCGGUCAGAUUAUUAUUAAUUAUUAUUUUUAUUAUUUUGUUGAUGUGAGAAAUGUGUUUGGUUUUGUUCUCUUUAAA